CCAAAGCGCCGGACGCGUUUGAGGGCGACACUUGGCCUCGCCGCCACGCCGUAGUUCCCAUAGCAACGGCAGGGCCGCCACGGCCUACCUCGUUUUGCGCGACGGGCUUUUCCUGCCCGGUGGCCCGCCGGAGGGAAAACGGGCGGCCCGCUGCAGCCCAGGAGUCCCGACGCGGACGCUCCCCCACGAAGGGAUGCAUCGGACCAAGAAAGCCGAAGGCGCCAGAAAAACAGCAACUGGCAACGUGGGGCAGAGAUCGUCUACAGGCCGUGGAACGAGAGAGCAAAGCGAGAGCCAGGAGAGGAAGACCUGCUCAGCUCCUUCGGCGUCUCAGACUUUGGCCCUGAAGCCGCAGCCACGGCCGAGUGACCGUCUUAACCCCAAAACUAUUGACCCGUUCAAUAUUCAGUCAAGAGUACCUUCCACCUUUGCAGCCAUUUAUUCUAAAGGGGGCAUCCCUUGCAGAUUAGUCCAUGGCUCCAUAAGGCACACAUUGCAGUGGGACAGUCAUCCUGCAACACUUCAGUUUGACCCUCUUCUUAUUAAUUUAGCAGAGGGGCUGAAAGAAACGAGGCACCCCUACACAUUCAUCUCCCAGGAGGGCUUCAAAGAGCUGCUCUCAGUCGAAGGCGCUGCCCAGAAAACCCUCCCGUUGCUUCCUCGGCUCGUUCCGGUGUUAAAAAGUGCUCUGGUGAGGUCUCUGUGGCUGGAGGGCACAAUCACAGGUGGCGCUGGCCUUGUCUACCUUCUGGAACUUGCUCUGCUACACCCCCAGAUCAGUGAUUCUCAGCUUUGA
This is a messenger RNA of Notechis scutatus (mainland tiger snake), 796 nucleotides long. Lineage: Eukaryota; Metazoa; Chordata; Lepidosauria; Squamata; Elapidae. The record is from RefSeq and is a predicted model, not a curated record.